AGCGCUACUGGUACGCUAAGAAAGGUGCCAGAUAACUCCUGAAGUGAACGUAUUGAUCUGAGUGCAGUCGUGUCCCUCAGGCCUGUAUCAUGGAUGACGGUGGAUUUUGCAGUCUUUGGUGCGGCGGACGUUUACUGUAUGAUUAGCUCCCCGGGCUGUAGCAGUUGGUCGUCCUCCGUCAGAAACGCCUAGUUCCUCCCUUUUUAAAUGCCCAGAAAGGGAGGCAGACCCCUCCAGAUCACGCAGCUCCGGCCACAGGGCAAUAAAUCACCUCUCCAAGCACUGGAGACGAGGGGUUUGUGAGGACUCCAUGGACAACCAUUCACUAGCACUGCACUAGGCAUUUUGUCCUCACCGCACAGCAUCAUGGGGGAAGUAGUCCAGAUGCACUUCACCACGGUGGACUACGUGAUCUUCGCCCUGCUGCUGGUGGCGUCGACGGGCAUCGGCCUAUUCUAUGCGUUCUCGGGGGGCCGCCAGAGGACCACGCAGGAGUUCUUGCUGGCCGACCGCAGCAUGAGCUGCCUCCCUGUGUCCCUCUCCCUGCUGGCCACCUUCCAGUCUGCCGUGGCCAUCCUGGGCGCGCCCUCUGAAAUCUACACGUACGGCACACAGUACUGGUUCCUGGGCUGCUCCUAUUUCCUGGGCCUGCUCAUCCCUGCACACAUCUUCAUACCUGUGUUCUACCGUCUGCGCCUCUCCAGUGCCUACCAGUAUCUGGAGCUUCGCUUCAAUAAAACCGUGCGAAUAUGUGGCACUGUGACCUUCAUCUUUCAGAUGGUGAUCUACAUGGGAGUGGUCCUCUAUGCCCCUGCCCUUGCGCUGAAUGCAGUAACUGGGUUUGACCUCUGGGGGGCGGUCCUGGCAAUGGGACUCGUGUGCACUCUUUACACAACGCUGGGUGGCCUGAAAGCUGUGAUCUGGACGGACGUGUUCCAGACGAUCGUGAUGUUCGCUGGGCAGCUGGCGGUGAUUGUGGUGGGGGCCCACCAGGCAGGGGGUAUAAGCGAGGUGUGGAGGAAGGCACAGAACGGCAGCCGGAUCUCCGGCCUGGAACUGAACCCUGACCCGCUGGAGAGGCACACGUUCUGGACUCUGGCUGUAGGGGGAAUCUUCCUCAUGCUGGCGCUGUAUGGAGUGAACCAGGCUCAGGUCCAGAGAUACCUCAGCUCCCGCACUGAGAAAGAAGCCAUCAUGUCCUGCUACGUGGUGUUUCCAUGCCAACAGAUAGUCCUGGCACUGGGCUGCCUGAUGGGUUUGGUCAUGUAUGCCCGUUACGGGGAGGACAGCCCUCUGGACAAGGGCUACGUCAAGACCAAUGACCAGAUGGUUUUGUUCUUUGUGAUGGACGUGCUUAGAGACCUCCCUGGUUUGCCUGGACUGUUUGUUGCCUGCCUUUUCAGUGGAGCACUCAGCACAAUCUCAUCUGCCUUCAACUCCCUGGCAACGGUUACCAUGGAGGACCUGAUCAAACCCCAUUUUCCUGGCAUGGCUGAGGCUCGAGCAACCCUGCUGUCCAAAGGCCUCGCUCUCGGCUAUGGGCUGGUGUGUCUGGCUAUGGCCUACAUCGCCUCUCUGAUGGGCUCUGUGCUGCAGGCAGCACUCAGUAUUUUUGGAAUGGUUGGUGGUCCUCUUCUUGGUCUCUUCUGUCUGGGCAUGUUCUUCCCCUGGGCCAACUCCAUUGGUGCCGUGGUUGGCUUAGUGGCAGGACUCGUCAUGGCUUUCUGGAUUGGUAUUGGCAACUUCGUUGCCCGUAUGCAAGCAGCUGGCCCACCUGUGCCUGGCGUCACUGUUUUUCCUGACACGGGCAACGCAACAACUGCGGUCUUGACAACACUCAUGACUUCCGUUGCACCGAAACCCAGGCCUACUGGAGUGCAGGCCCUCUAUUCUUUGUCAUACAUGUGGUACAGUGCUCACAACUCGGCAACAGUGGUAGUGGUGGGGCUGCUGGUCAGCAUUCUCACUGGACCCUGGAAGGAGAAGGAGAUCACUCCAGGUACUGUUUUCCCUGUGCUGGGCACGUUGCUCUUCUUUCUGCCAGAACGCUAUAGAGAGAAACUGUGCUGUGUUACCCCUCUGGAGGACAAGUCCAAAGCUCUGGGCAGGCCUUACCAGAUGGCGAAGAAAGAGAGCAACGGUGUCGCCCAUUUUCAAGAUGAAGAGAAGAGUGGGGAGGAAGAGGCGGAAGAGAAGACCGCCCAGCCCUCCUGCCAGCUCGCCAGGGUGGAGCAGGAGACAGCUUUGUGAUUUGUCCCUCAAAACUUUCUGUAUGUGAAGCUACAUUCUCACCCAAAGCCCCACAAACCAAGCAGGAUAACUAUUAUGAUGCCAAAUUUCUAUGUAUAUUAACUCUUCAAAAGCCCACAGUCUCGCCUCUCUGGUCUGUGAGAGGUACUCCGGUAUGUAUUCUGAUAGCGUGGCAGGCCCGCUUGCAGUAACGUCGAACACUAAACUCAGGGUGAGGGUUUAGUGUCUGUAAAAUAUAUAUAAAUGUAGUAAUUGGACUGCUGAAAGGUCUUGAGGUGUAAAAGACAGCGGGCUCAAAUGGGUUACUCAAUUUAAAUGUUAAAAAUUCUAAAAUAAUAAGAUCAGUUACUUCACUAGAUAUGCUUACCCACACAAUUGAAAGCACUGUGAAAGAGGUCGCCCAAGACUUUCUUCAGAGAAUCAGGUAAACUUGCUGAAAAAGACACUGUAAGUAUGGUCUUAGUUUGUAAAAAAGCAAAAAAUAUGAUGGUUAAGGAACUAAAAUCCUCACUGAGGAUGAGUAUAAAGAUUUACAAAUGAAGUUAAACUCUAUAAACUAGGUUAAACGGAGUUGAGGAUCGUUAAUAAGGGGGGAUUUUUGCCCCCAAAGCCCUUUUUUUUUUUGUUUGAAAUGUAUUUACCAGGUUGUCUUUCUUCACUGCUGGACAUUAGGUUCCGUUAGCCUUUUAUACGCUGCUAUAUAGUGCAGUAACUUAGUGUCCGAACUACUGCAGCACAUGUUUAGCUUAAUAUCUGUGAAAUGCCGGAGAUUCCAAAAAUUCUUCGGUAGACGGGGGGGCUGUCGAUGCCGGUUCGUUGUUCAGUGCAGUCGAUGAGGUUUUGCAGUGCAUGUGGAAUGAUUGUUCCCUGUCUCCAAACAUCUUUGAAACCCAUUGUUAGUUGUAAGUGCCUCCUCAUAUGAUUGCACUAGCUCAUCUGUUUAGUGGCCACCCUGUACUACAUAUGAGACGCCUGGGUUAAAACGGAAAGGUGCACCUAGCGAGAAUCCAAAGGUGUGCCGUGUCUGCAUCCGUGUGUCGGUACCUCAGCUAGGUUGAUCUAGAAGUGCCCUGUUUUCUCUGUGCUUGGUUUUCAAUCUGAUCUCUACCUGCUGCACUUGUGGACUCAUUAUGUAUAAUUAGAGAUGGUUUGAUACCACUUUUUUUUUCCGAUAGUGAUAUUAAAACCUUGAGUAUUGGCCAGGACUAACAACAGUCCUGUUUAUUUUCUUCUAAAAAAUACUAAGCUGGGCUCCCAAGUGGUACGGUCAUCUUAAGCGAUGGCCCUAUCGCCAGGUAAUUGAUAGCUCGAUCCCUGGCGAUCCCUCGGUGCCUCACCCCGCCGUCACCCAGCACAGUUACUAGCCAAUGUGGAUAUCUGUUAGCUCAUGUAACAGAAAUAGCAGUGGUUUCUUGAGAGGAAAACUGCCAUUCAGUAAUGCCUUCCAGGUUUGUCGAACGCUAGCGGGUCUUCCUAAGCAAAUCCAAAAUGAAUGGGUUCGUAUGGAGCUGGAGAGAUAUAUAUAU
Colossoma macropomum (tambaqui) is the source of this 3776-nucleotide messenger RNA. It is a transcript of the gene slc5a6a, whose product is annotated as solute carrier family 5 member 6a. NCBI's taxonomy places the organism in Eukaryota, Metazoa, Chordata, Actinopteri, Characiformes, Serrasalmidae. Gene Ontology annotation, molecular function: sodium-dependent multivitamin transmembrane transporter activity. Gene Ontology annotation, biological process: sodium ion transport; pantothenate transmembrane transport; biotin transport. The record is from RefSeq and is a predicted model, not a curated record. Gene Ontology annotation, cellular component: membrane. The transcript is spliced from 17 exons. The coding region runs from base 367 to 2250 and encodes 627 amino acids.